This is a messenger RNA of Parasteatoda tepidariorum (common house spider), 7266 nucleotides long. RefSeq names its product Wnt ligand secretion mediator (gene wls). Gene Ontology annotation, cellular component: endomembrane system; organelle membrane. Gene Ontology annotation, biological process: Wnt protein secretion; Wnt signaling pathway; intracellular protein transport. Lineage: Eukaryota; Metazoa; Arthropoda; Arachnida; Araneae; Theridiidae. Gene Ontology annotation, molecular function: Wnt-protein binding. The record is from RefSeq and is a predicted model, not a curated record.
AAACCGUUGAAAUUGCCUAUUAUUGAAUUUUAAUGAGCUGUUGUUUGGGUUUUGUGUUUGUCAAAAAUUGCUUCGGCAUUUUGUUAAACAAGGUUUAUAUGAAACUUUAUAAAUAGACAAUUAAUUUGAUGAUUAAAGAAAAGUCUUAAAUAAUGGCUGGUACAAUUCUAGAAAACCUUAGUGGUCGUAAAUUAGGAUAUCUCGUCUCAGGUCUCCUGUUGUGUCAAAUAAUUUGUUUUCUCAUCGGAGGAUUAAUCGCUCCAGCCCCUUCCAAUGCGGAAAACAUGCUAGCAACUAAAUGUCUGAUGCAACAACCACUAUCAAUUAAACAAUUUGAUGAAGUGUGGCAUAUACCUCGAGGAAGUAAGAUGGAAAGUGUGAAUUGCAAAAUCCUUAAUGACCUUGAUUUGGACAGCCCUGACAUCAUUAAUGAUCCAAAUAUUACUCCCAAUCAUAUUGUUUUUGCUUUCCAAACACCGCUUCCCAAAAAUGGAAUAACUCUGGAUUAUUCUCGAUGGAUGAUGACAAUGAAUGCAUUGCUCGUUCUGGACAUACUUUUCAUGAAGCAAAAUCCCAUGACAAAAAACCCUAAAAUUACAUUUGAUGUAAAGUUGGGCUAUCGAAACAAGUGGGAUCCAGAUGAUAAAUGGCAGCUGUUAGCAAAUUCAACUGAAACAAGAGAACUUAAAUGCUCUAUCGAUGAUGACAAGAAGACUGAUGGAUAUCAUUAUGAUUGUGAUGUUUUACCACUUUUUGAAUUAGGGAGUGUACACCAUGAUUACUAUUUAAUAAACAUACGAGUGCCCAUUGAUUUCUCUGGAAAAACAUCUUUAAACGAAGGAAUUGGGCAUGUGGAUGACAUGUGGACUGUUAUAAUUCAUCAGAAUGGUGGUUUCACUAAAGUUUGGGUCUCAUUAAAGACAGUAUUCUUUCCUGUAAUUCUGUUGGUGUUGAUUUGGUACUGGAAGCGUAUAUGCCUUCUUUGUAGAGCUCCAAUUUUAGUUGAAAGAAUGCUGCUGUUCCUUGGAAUAUCCCUUAGCUUGUUAAAUUUGCCUUUGGAAUAUUUAUCUCUUUGGAUUGACAUGCCAUUUAUGCUUUUGUUCAGUGAUAUUCGCCAGGGUAUAUUCUAUGCCUCUCUUCUCAGUUUCUGGCUUGUCUUCUGUGGGGAGCAUCUAAUGGAUGAUGUAGAAAGGAAUAAGCUUAGAAGUUAUUGGCACUAUCUUACUUCUGUUGCUGUAGGCUGUUUCUGUUUGUUCAUAUUUGAUAUGUGUGAAAGAGGAGUUCAACUAAAAAAUCCAUUCUUCAGCAUAUGGACAUCCACUGUUGGCUCUAAAUUAUCUCUAGCAUUCAUCAUUUUGGCUGGAUUGUCAGCUGGUGUAUAUUUCCUGUUUUUGUGUUAUUUAGUUUUUAAAGUCUUCAAAAAUAUAGGCUUCAAAAGAAAUACCUUGCCAAGUAUGAGUAGUGCCAGGAGGAUGUACUAUGAAGGCAUCAUUUAUCGUUUCAAAUUCUUGAUGUUGACGACUGUAAUCUGUGCCGCUCUGACUGUCAUAUCAUUCAUAAUUGGGCAGGUGAGUGAAGGUCAAUGGAAAUGGGAUAAAGACAUUAGAAUGGAGUACACAUCUGCCUUUUUCACUGGUGUCUAUGGUAUGUGGAAUUUGUACACCAUUGCACUGCUUGCACUUUAUGCACCUUCACACAAGUAUUAUCCAGCACAGUCAGACGCUGUAUCAUCUACUCAAGAAGAAAUUGAAUUCAGUCGCCUGACGACCUCUGAACCAUCACCAUCAGAGCCCACUGAAAUCUCCAGCUUAACAGGUCUUGCUAAAAAAGCCGCAUUUGAUUAGUCCUUUUCGUCCAAUAACAAAUCUUUUUUCUACGCAGCAAGCAAUCAAUCAACCAGUAUUCAAUGUGAAAAUUGUCGACUUGAUACUUAGAACUACUCUUCAUUUUUUUCACCUAAUCAUAUUAUUAAGCUUUAUGGCCUGUUAUUACUUAUACUGUUAUUACUUUCAUGUUUUAUUUUUAGCCUUUUGUUAGAAUUAUUUCUACUUAACUGUGUUUGUUAUAUGGAAUCUAUGUUACUUUAAAUAUUGCAAUGUUUUAAGUUUCAUAUUGGGCAUUAUAAGUUUUGAAAAUGAAUGUUGAAAAAUAUUCCUAUUUUAUACUUUAUCAGAAGACAAUUUAUACAUUUUUUCAAAAAAUAGUAAGUUAUUUUAAUAUAACUUUCCCACUCAGCUAGAGUUGUAAUUAAAAUGUUAACUCUGAGACCCUUCUUCAAAAUUUUUGUUUUCUACUUACUUUCAGUGAGAUAGGCAAACAAUGAAAAUUCUGCCACAGGAAUUCAUAAUACAUGAAUCUUUUAAAUAAAAAAACAGGACCAAAAAUUAUAUAAUUGAAUAAAAAUUAAUGUAGAUUAUAAGUUUAAUUUCUAUUUCAUUCCGAAUUAAAUUCAGUAUUAUCAAAACUACUCGACUUUUAUACCAACCAAAAGUGUAAAAUAACAUCAAAGUUUUUAAGUAUUAUAAAAUUCCUAUUAUACAUCAUAUUUUUCUAAACAAUUCAUCUGGUUUAAAUAAACAUAAGCAAAUAAUAGUUUAACAUGUAUUCAGGAUAAAUAAGUUAUUUAAAUACAGUAAAAGGUUUACAACAUAUUUAAUUAUAAAUGUGUACUUAAAUUAUUCAGAGUUGCCAACUUUCUAUGCUUUUUGAGAAAAUUUCUUCUUGUGGCAGCUAAGUUUUUAUUUUAAUAUAUGAUUCUUUGUUUUGUAAAGAUGACUUAAAGUUAUUUUUUACACCAUUUCAUAUAAAUGAUUUAAAAGUUCAUAUGAAACACCACUUUGUUAAAGCUCUCUUGUUAUGAGGAUUUUAAAAUGCUAGCAAAAUUUCUGAAACCUUUAGUCUUUAAUCGUCUACCACUCUAUUUUGCAAAACGCGUAAUUGGCAGCCCUAAUUAGUAUUUAAAAAUAUUUCUUUGAUAAAUAUAGCACAUUUGAGAACAAAUAAUUGUAAUGUACUAAAAUAACUAAAUUAUUAAUGUUAAAAAUUCAAUUUUAAUUAUUGUAUAAUUAUGAAAAUUUUUACUACAUGAUGAUAUUUAAUAACUAUAGCUAUAUCAUUAUAUAAAUUAAACUAAUUUAAGAGGCCUAUGGUUUUUUUUUUAAAGAAAUCUUGUUGAAAAUUAUUUAAAUUAUGCAUGUGACAAAAAUUUUCUAAUUUCUAUUCAAUUCUCUCUGAUUCAAUUGAUAAAAUAUAUUAUUGAAAUGUAGAAUUUCUUCCAACUCUGUUGUGACCCAAUCAAUUUUUAUGUACUGAUGUAAUCUGUAAACAUGUUGUUUUCUCUGUAGUUAUUUUUUGUAAUUUCAUACCAUGACAGAGUUCCAUUCGUGUUGCAUUUAACAUGUAGAAAUCAUGUAUACUAGGAUUUUGUACACAUAAGCAGGCUUUCCCAUUGCAUUAAUAAAUAUUAUAAGAAUUUUUUCUUUAAUUGGUGUAUUUUAAUCUAAUUUAUACUAUUUCAUUUAGAAUGUCAAAUUCAUUAGCUAUUAUAUUAUAUCAGAUCAUAAAUCCAUAACAUUUUUCACUUUCAUGAGAUAGAAAUCUUUUAGCAUUUAUAAUUGUUCUUUUUGGUGCUAAUUCAUUUUUAACUUACAGAUGAAAAAAAAGUUGUUGUUUUUUCAUCUGUUGUGCUUUAACAUUUAUACGUGUUAACUUAUUUACAAGAUAUUUUAAAUCAGUAUCUAUUUUAAGUUACUGUGUUUUACUGAAUUAAGAUAAUAAUAUUUGAUUUAUGUCCUCAUUAUCAUUUCUGUAGAAACAAUCGCAAUCUUAAGCACUUUAAUAUUUAGCUGCUACUACAGUAAAAAGUGUUUUUUAAACAAUAUAUAUAUAUUUAUUAGUAUGUACAUAUGCAGUACAACGUCCCAUAUUUGGAGGUCCUUUUAUUUGAAACUAUUUUCAAGACUAGUGUGUUUUCUUUUUUCAAAAAAAAAAAUAACAAAUUUACUCUAGCAGUUAAAAAAUAAAAUUGAUAAUUUUUUUUUUCUUUUUAAUUUUUUCUUUCUGAGCUCUAGAUAGCUAAACAUUCAUUCUGUUUCCGGAAGCACACUAAAAAAGUGGUAGAAGAGACAAGAGCACGAAAAGAAUAACAAACUUUUAAGAUUAUUAAUUAAACUGAACAUUAAUUGUAUUCAAAAGAAAACCAGCAGAUAUGCUCUGUUUCCUUUAAAUUAUAACUUUUCCUUAAAAAAAAUUUUUUCAAUUCUGUCCCUUGUCUAAUAUUUUGUUAUUAAAUGGAAUUAAUUUAUUUUUGGAAUUUGAAGCUUAUUUUUUUAUUUUUAUUAUUGUUUUAUUAUUUGCUUAUUUUUUGAUUAUCUGUGUUGCUAAUUCUUCACAUCAAAUGGGGAGAGGGAAGAGAAAAAAUGUGAAUUUAUUCAUGAAAGGGAAGGUUAAAAUUAUCCACUGCUUUUUUUUCUUUAUACAAUCUACGCUCUUUAGCACAACCCCUGCUAGUGCAACCUUUCCAUUAUAAUGACUGCUUUAUGAAGUUCUGUUUGCUCUUCCACUAACACAAUGCUAUUUUAAUGUCCAGUCGAACGUCCAAAUUGAACCAUAUAUUACAUCAUAGUGACCGCAAUUUUGUUUCAUUUUUUGAUGACCCAGAAAAUCAUUACAAAAACAGGUGCAAGACAUUUUUGAGCUUUCAUUACUAACAUUCUUCAUUGACUUUGAGUCAGUCGAUAACAAAGUUUUUAUGUAAACUAUUCAAACCGCUUUUUCUUUGGAUGUUACAGCGCAAUAAAUAAAAAAAUCUUCUAUUCUCUAUGAAGAAAGAAUAACAGGACCACUCAGUCUAUACCUAGAAUGUCUUGGAUAUAAUCUAUGGUUAAAAGAAUUGUAAUUAUUUGGAUUGCUAAUCACUUUUGAGAAUUUAGAGAAUGUAAUUGCAACACCAUUUAGAAAUCUGGGUUUCCCAUAUAAUUGUAACCUUACAAAAUUUCAUUUUGAAAGAUUCAAGCAAAGGUUUGGAAGGUUCAAAAUUUCAUUUUGAAAAGUUUUCUGGGGGUAUGUUAUUCAGCAAAAAUGACUUUGAACCAGUGUAAUGCUAUGUUCAGUACGAAGCAUUACACUUGAACUAAAAACUUUAAAUAAAUUGAAUAACACAAAUUGUUAAAUUAUUCCACAUCUUGAAAAGCUGUAUGUUUGUAAGAAUUACAAACCGGAAUGUAAUUCUAAAGGCUAAAGAACAAUUCAGAACAGUAUUCUCGAUAAUGUUCAAUAGUUAUGUUUGUAAUAAUUUUAUGAAAAAUGCAAAGCUCGUGAAGGAAAAUUUCAAAAUAUUGAAAAAUCAUUGAUAGGCUGUUUAAAGUUAAUUAGCAAUAUAUAAAGAUGCCUUUUGAAAAAAUUUAAAAAUAUUUUUAUUCUUUAAUUUAUUAUAAUAAAUAAUACUUUUAUUUUAGACUUAUAAAAAACUGCAUAUAAAUCAGUUUCAUAAUUCUGUUAAAGGUAUAGCAUGCUUUUGUUAAUAUAAACCCAGUAUUUAUGAAAUAUAAAAAAUAUUUGAACUAAUUUUAUGCAAUCAUGAUAUAGCGACCUUACUCAAAAAUGUUUGUUUUCGUUUGGACAACACGGGUCGUCGUAUCGGGGGGUUUACUGUAUAUAUUAUCACAUAAAACUUAAGUAAACUAAAGACCAUUCAAUGUAUAAGAAAUUGAUGGAUGUGUAGGAUUAUCAUUAAUUAUUGUCUAUUUAUUAUUUUAAUUGAAUAAUGCAUGUUUUGUUUGUUUACCUUAAAAAUCUGUUAUCCGGGAAAAUCUAUUUUCUGGACUAGCCAAGUAUGGGACUUUCCAUGGAAUAUGUUAUUUCAUUGUGUGUUUUUUGCCUUUUAAAAAUUUAAUAAAUAUUAUUUCCUUAACUAAAAAUAAAAAACGCACAAACUAUUUUCUAUUUCGAUGUUUUAUUGGUGCUUUAUAUUUCUAAAGUGUCUAAAGAAAUACUCUGUAAAACAAUGAUAAUUUUCCUUUUAAAUUUGAAGUUCAAAUUCUUAAAGCAUAAUUAUGCUAAAGAAAUGUGUUAAAUGAUAUUAGCAGUUAUUAAUGGUAAGAGGAAAAUAUAGACUGCUGAUGAUUGUAUGUGACAUCACAAGAAUGCAAUUAUUGUAAAAAUUCCAAUUGUUGUCAAGUUUUCAUUUUCUAUUUGAUAUAGAUAUAAGCUAUCUACAAAUAUAACAACUGAGUUACUAUUUCAAUAUACUAGCUUUUGGUAUGCUUUAGAAUGCAGCUUAAUUUAUAAAUUAGUUUGAUCUUCAUCAUAACAAUAAAAAAUCAUUUGUUUGAAACGUUUAAGAAUGUUACUCAGGCACAAUUGUUAUUACAAAAUUUAAUUUUUUUGUAAUAACUUAACUAACUAGAUGCAAUAUUUUGAAUAAUGAUAUUAAUAUUUUACAUCUAGAUUUUGGUAGUUUUUAAAAACUUAACACAAUUUUUAUCUUUUUCUGAAACUUUAUUUAAAUCAAUAACUUAAUAAAGUAUAAUGUAUAGCAGUAUUUAAGUUUUUUUUUAAACUAUUAUUGUUCAUUUUAUUUAGUUAACAUUUUGAAAUGAGUUGUUUUUGUUGAUAUAAUAAUUUUUUUUAUUAUGUUUCUUUUCUUGUUAAACAUAUGUGUGGGUUAAAUACAUCCAUCCAUUUUUUUACAUAUUUUGGUUGUGAUUUAAUUUUUUUAUAUAUAAAAUUUAUUUUUAUAAUUUUAUUCAGUUUUAUAGUGAAAACUGUGAUGUAUUCAAAGUAAUGAAUUUGUAUUAUGAAUUUUUAGAAGCAAGGUGUCCAUUUUUAUGUUUGAAAUCUCAUAAAGCACAUUUUGCAUGUCUCAUACUAUCGUAUCAGCACAAUAUUGUGUGCUAUUGAACUAACAAUUAUUUAUUGUGUGUUACUGAACUAAUCAAAAAGUUGCCAUAAAUACUGAGAAAGAAAUUGAUGCCAAAUUUUUUUAUGCCAGUAUGAUUUAAUUAUUGCUUAGAUAUUUUCUUGUUGGUGUUGGAUAUUUAUUCAUGCAUUAUUUUUUUAAUAUGUCAGUUUUAAUCAAUGUGUUUUCAUGUAAAUCUUGAAAGAGAAAAAGCAAUUCAUUUUUUUUAUUGUGAAAAUAUUACUAUUUUAGUUGCUAUUUGUUAUUUUUAAUGAACUUUUUGCAUUUAUGCUGGUUUUCCAGUUUAGACAUAUCUGUGUAGUAAAAACUGAGAAUAUUAGAAGUAAUAAAGUUUUUAAUCAGUCAAA